Molecule: messenger RNA, 628 nt
Organism: Alligator sinensis (Chinese alligator)
Lineage: Eukaryota; Metazoa; Chordata; Crocodylia; Alligatoridae
Gene: RPP14
Product: ribonuclease P/MRP subunit p14
Exons: 6
Coding region: 1-384 (127 amino acids)
Biological process (GO): tRNA 5'-leader removal
Cellular component (GO): ribonuclease P complex
Source: RefSeq, a predicted model, not a curated record
AUGCGCAGCACGCGGGAGUUGGGGCUGGCGAAGCCGUUCGCCACCAGGGCGGCGCAGCCGGGGCACCACUACCUGCGGGUCUCAGUGGAGUUCCCGGACGGCGGCGUCCGCCUCAACGCCGCGCACUUCAAGCAGCUCAUCGUCUCGGCCCUGAAGGAGCUGCACGGAGAGGUUGGUGCAGCUUUGCCUGUUGAUGUUUUAACGUAUGAUGAAAAAACCCUGUCUGCUAUACUGAGAGUUUCUAGCAGUGGCUUUGUCAAGCUGUGGAGUGCUUUAACUUUGUUGGGCUCGUACCAGAACCGAAAGUGUGCCUUCAGAGUGGUGCAGACAUCUCCAUUCCUGCUCGCGUUAUCUGGGAACAGUAGAGAGCUAGUGUUGGACUGAAUACACAGAACAGUUGGUUGGACUGUAAAAAGCUUGAGAUGUUGGCACUAUUCAGAUCCGUGAUUUGUGGUGGGGAUUUCCAAACAGGCUGGAUGAAGCCAAACAUUACCAGCUCGUGUCUCAGAUGUCCAUUUCUAAGGUGUUUACAUGUACAAGUUGGAGAUAAAGCUGAACUUAAAAAAGCCUUUACACAAAGGGAUGUUGUUAGUUUUUCUGAGCUAACAGGGGACACUAACCCACUGCA